Chanos chanos (milkfish) is the source of this 816-nucleotide messenger RNA. It is a transcript of the gene hoxc9a, whose product is annotated as homeobox C9a. The record is from RefSeq and is a predicted model, not a curated record. Gene Ontology annotation, biological process: embryonic skeletal system morphogenesis; proximal/distal pattern formation; regulation of transcription by RNA polymerase II. The transcript is spliced from 2 exons. Gene Ontology annotation, cellular component: nucleus. NCBI's taxonomy places the organism in Eukaryota, Metazoa, Chordata, Actinopteri, Gonorynchiformes, Chanidae. The coding region runs from base 1 to 816 and encodes 271 amino acids. Gene Ontology annotation, molecular function: DNA-binding transcription factor activity, RNA polymerase II-specific; RNA polymerase II cis-regulatory region sequence-specific DNA binding.
AUGCAUGUAAAAGAGACGGGAAACAUCGUCAUGUCGACCACGGGUCCCAUAAGUAAUUAUUAUGUGGAUUCCUUGAUAAACCACGAGAACGAGGAUGUUCUGGCGACUCGGUUUUCGGCUCCUGGUUCACUCUCCUCCAGUCACCGUCCGACACCACUGGUACCGGAAUGCGUGGAUUAUCCGUCUUGCAGCUUUGCCCCAAAACCAUCCGUCUUUACAACUUCUUGGGCCCCUGUUCAUUCGCAGUCAUCAGUGGUUUACCAUCCCUAUACUCACCAACCUCAUUUAGGGACAGAUUCAAGGUACAUGCGAUCAUGGCUCGAGCCAAUCCCCGGCACUGUGUCCUUUCCCGGCUACCCAGCGAACAGCAGGCAUUACGGACUGAAGCCCGACGCCUUCCAGGAGCACCGAACUGGAGAAUGCCUUGGCUCGAACGGUAGGACGUACUCAGAUUAUCUCUACUGCUCCUCUGUCGACAUCCGAGAAAAGUCGCAGCAGCAGACCCCAUCGCCUGAGUCGGAGAUCUUGGCUUCCGGGAAGCACAAAGACGAGAAGGCUGAAUUAGACCCGAACAACCCUGUGGCUAACUGGAUCCACGCACGCUCUACAAGGAAGAAGCGAUGUCCUUAUACCAAAUAUCAAACUCUCGAACUCGAAAAGGAAUUUUUAUUUAAUAUGUACCUCACAAGAGACCGACGAUAUGAGGUAGCCAGAGUGCUUAACCUGACGGAGCGACAGGUUAAGAUCUGGUUCCAGAACCGACGUAUGAAGAUGAAGAAAAUGAACAAGGAAAAAGCCGACGGCAAGGAACAGUAG